GGAUUUAAGGAAUGAAAUUCUCACCUCUAAAAAGUGACAAGGUUCUGAGCAAGAAGCCCCCUACUCCUCACCUGCGAGUUGUGCCUGAUUAUCUGUUGGAUGCAACAACUAAAGAAGCCAACGAGAAAGUUAAGCUUGCGAGAGCUGCAAUGGGUAACAACAACCCUGGUCGCCGUGGAUUCAAGAAAGAUAAGGACCCCCUUAAGUCACUCAGUGCUCAGGGACCCAAGAAAGGAAGACGGGAAAGAAAAGAUGGCAGUGACAACCAUAAGCAAAAAAGAAACAAAGGUGAGAUACAAAACAAUGAGACAGAAAUGAUCAUAUCAUCAUCCUCAUGUGGACGGACUACUUGCGUCAAAUGGUGGCGGCAAGCAGAGAAGAUUGAGGUGCAAUCGUUAGAAGAGCUUCCAAAGCAGCUAUUCCUGGAAAUAUAUGAGCUUUCUCAAGCAAAGGAUGUCUACACAAAAUGCAUAUCGUCCAUGAUCUCUGGGGUUGUUCAUGGUCUCAAUGCAACUGUGUUUGCGUAUGGUUCUACCGGAAGUGGUAAAACAUAUACAAUGGUGGGGACACAAAAUGAUCCCGGGCUCAUGGUUCUCAGUUUGCAUACAAUAUUUGAUCUGAUAAAAAAGGACAAGAGCUCUGAUGAAUUUGAAGUUACCUGCUCCUAUCUUGAAGUCUAUAACGAAGUUAUCUAUGAUUUGCUUGAAAAGUCAUCCGGCCAUUUGGAACUUAGAGAGGAUCCAGAGCAAGGAAUCAUUGUUGCUGGCCUCAGGUGUAUAAAGGUUCAGUCAGCUGAUAAGAUCCUUGAACUCUUAAACGUGGGGAACAGCCGACGGAAAACUGAAAGCACGGAGGCUAAUGCAACAUCUUCUCGGUAG
Messenger RNA from Rosa chinensis, 878 nucleotides. RefSeq names its product kinesin-like protein KIN-8B. Gene Ontology annotation, molecular function: microtubule motor activity; microtubule binding; ATP binding. The coding region runs from base 12 to 878 and encodes 288 amino acids. The record is from RefSeq and is a predicted model, not a curated record. Gene Ontology annotation, biological process: microtubule-based movement. The transcript is spliced from 8 exons. NCBI's taxonomy places the organism in Eukaryota, Viridiplantae, Streptophyta, Magnoliopsida, Rosales, Rosaceae.